AUGGUGCAGGAAAACAGGAUGAGGUUCAGUAUGGGGGCGUUAGUGCCCGUACUGAGAAAGUUUAUGAAGUUUGUAGGCCCUGGGAUCAUGGUCAGUGUCGCAUAUAUGGACCCCGGGAAUUAUUCAACAAGUGUAUCUGGGGGUGCUCAGUACAAGUAUGCGCUGCUGUUUGCGGUUUUCAUAUCUAACAUAUUCGCCAUCGUACUACAGUGUUUGUGCAUCAAGCUGGGGAGUGUGACGGGUUACGAUUUAGCAGAGAACUGCCGUCGUCACUUACCGAGGAAAGUCAAUUUGAUGCUGUUCGCUUUCGCCGAGGUGGCGAUUAUAGCGACUGAUUUAGCGGAAGUGGUGGGAACUGCUAUUGCGCUGAACAUUCUGUUUGGGCUUUCGUUGAAUGUUGGUGUUUUAUUGACGGUGCUUGACGUGCUGGUGAUCUUGUUGUUUUACCACCAGGAUGGCCACUCUAUGAAGAGAGUCAGGUCUUUUGAAAUAUUUGUCAGUAUAUUGGUUGCAGGCACGCUCAUUUGCUUUGUCUUGGAGCUGUUCCAGAUUUCCAUCCCUAAUAAAGGCGAUCUCCUCAAAGGAUACCUCCCAUCCAGCAUCAUAUUCAAGGACAAACAAGCGCUUUACAUAUCUUUGGGUAUUCUAGGUGCUACAGUUAUGCCACAUUCAUUGUAUUUGGGUUCGUCCAUUGUCAAGCCAAGACUACAAGAACAUGAUUUGAAGAAAUAUGGUAAAAUUCAAGUGCGUCCAAGUCUAAAUGCAAUCAAAUACUGUUUGAAUUAUUCCUACGCGGAGUUGAUUAUAUCUCUGAUGUUUGUCGCUACUUUCGUCAACUCUGCUAUAUUGAUUGUAGCGGGCACAACUCUAUUUGGAAAACCAGAAGCUGAAGAUGCCGAUUUAGUAUCAAUUUACAAUUUAUUAGUGCACUAUAUUUCACCGGCUGCUGGACUGAUAUUUGCUCUAGCAAUGAUUUUUUCAGGCCAAUCUGCAGGUAUUAUAUGCACUGUAGCAGGGCAAAUUGUUUCUGAGGGCUUUUUAGAAUGGUCUCUACCACCAUGGGCUACAAGACUAUGUACAAGGUUAAUUGCUAUUGUGCCUUGUCUUUUUGUCACCCUUACAAUGGGCGAAACCGGGAUUUCAGAUAUUUUGAACUUGUCACAAGUUGUGUUAUCGUUGAUCUUACCAAUUGUCUCAGCUCCUUUGAUUUAUUUCACCGCAAACAGAAAGAUUAUGACCGUUCCUGAUGUUUAUAAUGAUCAAGUGGAUGAGCAGACACCGCUUAAUAACACAGGUAAAGUCAACAAAGCUGACUUUACGAAUAGUAAUUGGCUAACAGUGGUAGCUGUCAGCAUUUGGGCUUUAAUCGGUGGAUUAAACUGUUACUUGGUGGCAUGCUUCAUCUUAGGUGAGGACGUACAUUUUUGA
Messenger RNA from Zygotorulaspora mrakii, 1428 nucleotides. RefSeq names its product putative divalent metal ion transporter SMF3 (gene SMF3). The coding region runs from base 1 to 1428 and encodes 475 amino acids. NCBI's taxonomy places the organism in Eukaryota, Fungi, Ascomycota, Saccharomycetes, Saccharomycetales, Saccharomycetaceae. Gene Ontology annotation, cellular component: plasma membrane. The transcript has a single exon. Gene Ontology annotation, biological process: iron ion transport; intracellular manganese ion homeostasis. Gene Ontology annotation, molecular function: cadmium ion transmembrane transporter activity; manganese ion transmembrane transporter activity. The record is from RefSeq and is a predicted model, not a curated record.